UGCAGCUAUCCUUUUUAUUCAGGUCCCGGGCACAAUUCAAAGUCUGAGGAGCAUCAAAGAGGCUGCACAGCGCCGCUCCCUAGAUCAUUCUUGUCCCAACUUCAACAGGACCUUGAUGAUCCCCAAAUACUUGGAGCCUUCAACAUAAAGCAUGAGGAGGAGAGGAACAAGAGAGUGCAAGACAUUAAAGAAAUGCAGAGGGAGGAGCAAUGGGCAAGAUUCCAGCAAGAUGUCAUCCACCCUUACAUAACUGGCCUGGAAAAACACCUUCACAGAAGGUUUCACUGGCUGGACAUUCUUGGGGCUUUUAGUGUCUUGGGACCACAAUCGGCUGUCCCACAAGAUAACAGAGACAUUGCUAAUCUGCAGAUUCUGGCCAGGAAAUUUUUCCCUCAACAUGAGAAGGAGGUCCUGCAAGAAUGGCUCUCAUUUAAGAAUCAUGCUCUCAUUGGGGCAUUUAAAGUAGGUAAUGAUUUCGAGACUGCAAAUCUAUUGGGGUCUAAGAAGGGAAUUCAGAAAUUGGGGGGUAUAUAUUUUACUUUGAGAAAUUUCCCACCACAAUUUAAUUCAUCUUUAGCAAACGUACAUUUAUGUGCACUUUUACAUUCCCAGGACAUUAAAACAUAUGGAUUUGGUGCAAUAUUGGAACCUAAUGUCAAUGACAUAAAAAUACUUGAGACCAAGGGAAUAAAAGGUCUUGGUGGUUCUGUGCGUGGCAGCAUUGUCCAAGUAACAGGAGACAAUCUCGGUCUGCAUUGCCUUUUUGUAUAUCUUGAAUCUUUUAGAGCUCGAUAUUGCUGUAGGUUUUCCCUAAACAAAAACAAAGAUUAUCAAAACACUUGGAACACUGUGAAGCUAUACAAUCAGACCCUACACUAACUCAUAUUUUUGGUGUAAAACCCACAUGUUUGUUAAACACUCUGCAGUACUUCCGUGUGAUGGACAACCUUUCUGUAGACAUAAUGCAUGAUGUUUUAGAGGGAGUUGCGCAGUUUGAGUACUUGUUUUGCGUUAUGGGAGUUUUUUGAAAAGAGUUAUAUGGCAGAUUUCAGUCAUUUAACCAUGGGUACAUGGAGAGGAGAAAUCGACCUCCUGCUGUAAAACUGGAUGAUCAGAGCAAUGAUUUGCACAUAAACCCAAUCCACUCUACUCCAGAAUGUACCACUAAUAUGUGGAGACAUUGUGCCCCAAGAUGAUGAAUCCUGGCAGCUACUAUUACUUUUACUGCAAAUAUUAAACAUUGCUUUUUCUUCCUUUCUACAAGAGGGCCUUACAGUUUACUUAAAACAAUUGAUUGCUGAACAUCAUAGGCUGUUCAAGUGCUUAUUUCCAGAAAAGAAAUUGCUGCCUAAACAUCCUUUUCUGACUCACUAUCCACGAUGUAUACGAAAUAUUGGGCCGAUUGUUCACUUGUGGUCCAUGCGAUAUAAGUCCAAACACAAUUUCUUCAAGAUAAUGUUUCAAGAACAUCAACCAGAUACUUGCAAAAAACAUCAAAAUUACAUGGCAUAUAACUAGGAGACCUUCAACCAAGAGAGAAUAGUACUUGGAAAGACUGUCUCUCUCAGUGACUUGAAUGAAACUUUUCAGAUUGCAUCCAAGUUGAACGUUCCACC
This is a messenger RNA of Misgurnus anguillicaudatus (oriental weatherfish), 1616 nucleotides long. NCBI's taxonomy places the organism in Eukaryota, Metazoa, Chordata, Actinopteri, Cypriniformes, Cobitidae. The record is from RefSeq and is a predicted model, not a curated record.